This is a messenger RNA of Marmota flaviventris (yellow-bellied marmot), 942 nucleotides long. Its product is annotated as olfactory receptor 2V1-like. Gene Ontology annotation, cellular component: membrane. NCBI's taxonomy places the organism in Eukaryota, Metazoa, Chordata, Mammalia, Rodentia, Sciuridae. Gene Ontology annotation, biological process: G protein-coupled receptor signaling pathway. Gene Ontology annotation, molecular function: G protein-coupled receptor activity; olfactory receptor activity. The record is from RefSeq and is a predicted model, not a curated record.
AUGGCCUGGGUGGGAAACCAGACUUUCAUCUCCCACUUCAUCCUCCUGGGCCUCUUCACCCACUCGCCAUUACACCUCUUCCUCUUCUCCAUCAUCAUGAUCAUGUUUCUGGUGGCCCUUUCUGGCAAUGGGCUCAUGAUCCUCCUCAUCAAUGUCGACUCCAGCCUCCACAGCCCCAUGUACUUUUUCCUCAGCUGGCUGUCACUCAUGGACCUCAUGCUCAUCUCCACCAUUGUGCCACGGAUGGCCGCUGACUUUCUGCUUGGCGGUGGCUCCAUCUCCUUUACAGGCUGUGGACUCCAGAUCCUUUUCUUCCUCACCCUCUUGGGGGAUGAAUGCUUCCUGUUGGCCUUCAUGGCCUACGACCGCUACGUGGCCAUCAGCAACCCACUGAGGUACUCAGUGGUUAUGAGUCGCCGAGUCUGCUGGCUCAUGGUGGCAGGGUCCUGGCUCUUUGGACUGGUGGAUGGGCUGAUCCAGGCUGUCUUCACCCUCCGCUUCCCCUACUGUGGUUCCCAGGAGAUAGACCACUUCUUUUGUGAGGUCCCUGCAGUGCUCAAGCUGGCCUGCGCUGACACCUCCCUCUAUGAGACCAUGAUCUAUGUCUGCUGUGUCCUCAUGCUGCUCCUGCCUUUCUCUGUCAUCUCGGCCUCCUACCUGAGGAUCCUGGUGGCAGUGCUCCGCAUGCGCUCUGUGGAAGGCCGGCAGAAGGCUUUUGCUACCUGUUCCUCCCAUAUGACCGUGGUCUCCCUCUUCUAUGGGGCAGCCAUGAUUACCUACAUGCGACCCCAGGCCUACCACUCCUCCAAGCAGGACAAAGUGGUCUCUGCCUUCUACACCAUGAUCACCCCCAUGCUCAAUCCUCUCAUCUACAGUCUGAGGAACAAGGAAGUGGCCGGGGCUUUGAGGAAACUCCUGGGAAGGUGCCCCUGUGGGCACUAA